This is a messenger RNA of Batrachochytrium dendrobatidis JAM81, 397 nucleotides long. RefSeq lists its product as uncharacterized. Bases 1 to 357 code for a protein of 118 amino acids. The transcript has 2 exons. The record is from RefSeq and is a predicted model, not a curated record. Lineage: Eukaryota; Fungi; Chytridiomycota; Chytridiomycetes; Rhizophydiales.
AUGCCCAAAGUCGUUAGUCGUGGAGUAGUUAGCGAGUAUGACCCUGACAAUGACAAGGACGGUCUCAAUGUAUAUUACUGCUCAUUCUGUGGUGAGUACGUUCUUAUAUUAGAUACUCUCAUUGAAAAGGUUCCACAGAGGAAAACAGAUAAAGCCUAUAUUCUGGAUGAGGAUCAGCGGGUUGUGCGGUUCCACACUGUUCCAGGAAACACCAUAUUGAUUCAGAGGUCUACUGCUUUUGAACGACAACAACGCCAAAAUUGUCCUGGCUGUGGACUGACUGUUUGCUAUACUCCCAACGAUAGCUCUAAAUACGUAUAUGUGCUAGAUGGAGCAUUGACCCUUCAGCGUAAAUAGCAGGCAAAUGAUAAGAUAUAUCGAUUAUGCCAGUCACUGU